AUGCACCUUCGCAAUCACCCGUCGUCGCAUUUGAUCCGCCGCCCACGAGACGACUCGGGCCAGAAUAAAGGUGCCAAUGUAUUCCCUAUUGUUGCUGGAGUUAUUGGCGGCAUCGCUGUGUUAGCGUUUGCCUUUUUCAUUUGGAGGAAAUGCGUUCACGACCGCGAGCUUAGUGGGCACAAGCCAAAGGGAUCAAAGAAAGAUAAGAGCUUGGGAAAUCGUGUCCGCGAAUUUUGGCAGCCGUCAUACGAACCGGCGGCAUCCGACGACAAUGGGAAUUCUCAUGCGCUUUCAUCUACAUCCACCAGACAGAACCGCGAUGUCGAGCAAGCCACGACGCAAAACACCGCAGCGGUCGAUCGGCAUACCUCGGUCAGGUCUAUCAUGACUCUCCCCGCCUACAGCCUCGCAGCCGCGCAGAACGAACAAGUCAUCGGCAGGGAGGGAGAGCGGGAUGGCGUCGACAUCAUCAUCGAGCACCCAACCCAGCAGGAUGAGGAGGAACUACGUGAUCAGGAGAUGGAGGCUCUAUACCAGCUAAGGCAAGCCCGCCGCCAACAACGAAAUGAGCGCGAGGAGAGACGAAGAGAGCGCCAAGACGCUCGGGAACGAAAUGACCAGGCCGCGCUCUCAGAUCUCAGGCGGAGGGAGAGAGCUGCGAGCAACAGCAACAACAGCUUGGUUGAUGAGCUUCGCCAGAAUAUCGAUCGGGCUAAGGAGAAUCGCCAGCGCUCAGCCUCUAGUGUCUCUUACGCUGAUUUGGGUGUUGCUCGCCAUGAUGGAACCAGGCUUCGAGCUAAUAGUCAGGAAAGCGAGAGGAUGGGUCUGUUAUCCAAUGCCGCGGAAGUUUCAGCACCCUCAGUCCGGUCAGGUGCCAACUCUCCCAGUCUCUGGGAUAGACGCCACAGCUCAGUCACCAGUUUCGGCAGCGACGUUCCAUCGCCCGGCUACGGACGCCCUCGCGCAGCCUCUCGUGCUUCUCGAUCUACCACCCCCACAAGGAAUUCUCCCGGCAGGGCUUCCCCUUCCGGACCUAUUGAGGCAGACCUGGGGUCUGCGACGAUGCCGCCUCCCGAAUAUGAGGACGUAUCAUUGGACGAGGAGGCCGGGCGCUCAACAACCCCUUUGUUUGAACCACCGCCGGAUUACCCCGGACCAUACCGAUCAAACUCGCAGCGUAGCAGUCGCGGACCAGCAGCAAAUCAGGGGCCAGGCUUGGGGCUAGGAAUCGAGCAAAAUCAAAACGAAGACGACGAGAUUGACGACGGUGCCAGGACGCCCCGGGCACGGGGAGUGGGAGGUGUUCCUCAGCUUCCCAGCUUGAGGAUCAGCAGGCUGCCAGAGAUCAGAAUUGAGCCAUCGAGUGGUCACCCACAAAGAGGUGAUAACCGUGACAUACCAGAGCACCCAUGA
This is a messenger RNA of Clonostachys rhizophaga, 1413 nucleotides long. NCBI's taxonomy places the organism in Eukaryota, Fungi, Ascomycota, Sordariomycetes, Hypocreales, Bionectriaceae. The record is from the annotation of a GenBank genome assembly.